Molecule: messenger RNA, 2215 nt
Organism: Xyrauchen texanus (razorback sucker)
Lineage: Eukaryota; Metazoa; Chordata; Actinopteri; Cypriniformes; Catostomidae
Product: calcium uptake protein 1, mitochondrial
Exons: 12
Coding region: 145-1596 (483 amino acids)
Biological process (GO): mitochondrial calcium ion homeostasis; calcium import into the mitochondrion
Cellular component (GO): uniplex complex
Molecular function (GO): calcium ion binding
Source: RefSeq, a predicted model, not a curated record
UCGGCCUCCGUAGACGCGGAUCUUCAGCACAGAAAGUGAAUACGACACACACAUUAAUCGGAGAAUUGGACGUGAAUCUCCAGCAUUCUGUGAAGUCACAACCCGUGCAGGACUGUAACUGUGAUCGUGUGAAGUCUUUCAGAUAUGUACCGCUUGCGGUUGCUGACGGCUGCCACCAUCGGGAUGGUGCAGUUGUCAAGGCGACAUCACAGCGGUGCCUUCCGCUCCUAUCAGCGGCAUAGACUGAUGCUGGCUGCUCUGGCGGGGGUGACAGGCGUCUCAGCCAGUCUUGGACUAAUGUGGACGAGAGCAUAUGCAGAGGCGGGGUCUUCAGUCAAGCAUGAGGAGCAGUUGCAGGAGGAAGAGUCUCUGGAAGAUUUGGCUACAGAGGAGGCGGAGUCAGAUGGCACAAUCGAGUCAAGUAGUGGGGAGGAGGAGGCAGGGUCAGAGGGGAAGAAGAAGAAACAGAAAAUCGGUUUCCGUGACCGCAAGGUGAUGGAGUACGAGAACAGGAUCAGAGCUUACUCCACCCCAGACAAGAUAUUUCGCUACUUCGCCACUCUGAAGAUCAUCAACGAGCACGGAGAUGCAGAGGUGUACAUGACUCCACAGGACUUUGUGCGCUCCAUCUCGCCCAAUGAGAAACAGCCUGAGAACCUUGGUCUGGACCAGUUUGUCGUGAAACGCUAUGAUGGAAAGAAGAUUGCUCAGGACCGAGAGAAGUUUGCUGACGAGGACAGCAUCUUCUUCACACUGGGAGAAUGUGGACUCAUCUCUUUCUCUGACUACAUCUUCCUUACGACUGUCCUCUCCACUCCUCAGAGGAACUUUGAGAUUGCCUUCAAGAUGUUUGACUUGAAUGGAGAUGGAGAGGUGGACCUUGAGGAGUUUGAGCAAGUUCAGAGCAUCAUUCGCUCUCAGACCAGUAUGGGGAUGAGGCACAGAGAUCGUGCCACCACUGGAAACACCCUGAAAACCGGCUGUAGUUCAGCUCUCACCACCUACUUUUUCGGAGCUGACCUGAAGGGCAAACUCACCAUCGGCAGUUUCCUGGAGUUCCAGAGGAAAUUACAGCAUGAUGUGCUCAAACUCGAGUUUGAGAGGAACGAUCCGGUAGAUGGCAGGAUCACAGAGAAGCAAUUUGGAGGAAUGCUAUUGGCCUAUAGUGGAGUUCAGUCUCGCAAACUCAAGCUGAUGCAGAAGAACCUCAAAAGAAUGUUCAAAGAUGCUCAGGGUAUCACGUUUGAAGAAGUGGAGAACUUCUUCACCUUCCUGAAGAAUGUGAAUGACGUGGACACUGCACUGAGUUUCUAUCACAUGGCGGGCGCCUCUAUAGAUAAAGCAACCAUGAAGCAGGUAGCACGCACAGUUGCCAGGGUGGAGUUGUCAGACCAUGUGUGUGAUGUGGUGUUUGCACUCUUCGACUGCGACGGUAAUGGAGAGCUGAGUAAUAAGGAAUUCAUCGCCAUCAUGAAACAGAGGCUGAUGCGUGGGCUGGAGAAGCCCAAGGACAUGGGUUUCACCCGGCUCGUGCGUGCCAUGUGGAAGUGUGCCCAGGACACCGCAUGGGACUUUGCCAUGCCUAAACAGCAGUAACACUUGGGGAGCCGUCAUCUGAUGGAGUUGAAUUCAUCUUUAAGGAAUUAUCUCGUGAGGCAUAUCUGAUACACGCAUGCUACAAUAACUACUGCUCGUGCAUUCUGUGUCAUAUUAAAGACGCCCACACGCAACUACUCAACAUCAAGACAAAGAAAGCUUGGUUAUCUUGUAUGUAUUUGUCAGUGUUUAAACAUUUUUGCAGUUGCACAAUUCUUCACAUGCUAGAAUUCGACUAGGCAUCAAAAUAGCAAGAGGUUACAGUGACAGAGGAAUACAAUGAACGUCUUUGUCCUGAAGCCAGUGCUAUGAGUUUCCAUCCUUGAGGGUAUUUAAAAUGAAUGUUAGGUUAUUUGUAUGAUUUUUACAAUUGAUUUAAAACACUUGCUUUGACUAUAUAAACAGAAUGCUCCCAUGUGAGAAGCUUACAUUGCACUCCUUUUCUCAAAUGUAUCCAUAUGCCCAAGUUAGAAAUUAAUUAUUUGCAUCCAACUAACAAGCAAUUUCCAUUGUACUAUUGUUCCAUUGAACUGCAUUAAUAUUUUGAAAAUCUCAUUAUUUAAUUACUUUUUCUAAGAAUGAUGGUGAAAGAGCGAUACUAUUAAACGAUUUUUACAUU